AGAAGUUGGAGCUGUUGUUCGUGUGACUGGAGAUCCGGUGCUCCACCUCACACUUUUACAGGAUAUACGCUCUUUAUUCAGGGGGUUAAUAUUAGUGAGUUUGGGUUUUUUUUUUUAUUCUAAACCGUGAAUAUAAAGUUUUAUUAUUGUUGUUGUUGUCUGUGUUAGUUGUCGCUGAGCCGACUAUAAGUUAGCACAGUUAGCACAGUUAGCUUAGCACUAGCUCGCUGCCUCCCGGCGCUGAGGAUGCCGACUGUGCGGGACAGCAGCGCGAGCCACCCGGGCGACAAUCCGCUCCAGGUCCGGGUCAAGGCCUACUACCGCGGGGACAUUAUGAUCACACACUUUGAGCCGUCCAUCUCGUAUGAGGGUCUGUACACUGAGGUGAGGGACAUGUGCUCUCUGGACAACGACCAGCUCUUCACCAUGAAGUGGAUUGAUGAAGAAGGAGACCCCUGCACCGUGUCUUCUCAGCUGGAGCUGGAAGAAGCACUUCGUCUCUAUGAACUGAACAAAGACUCUGAGCUCAUCAUCCACGUAUUUCCGUGUGUCCCAGAGAAACCUGGCAUGCCUUGUCCAGGAGAAGACAAGUCAAUUUAUCGGCGUGGAGCUCGACGCUGGAGGAAACUCUACUAUGCUAAUGGACACGCAUUCCAGGCCAAACGCUUCAACAGGCGUGCACACUGUGCUAUCUGCACUGACCGGAUCUGGGGUCUCGGCCGCCAGGGCUAUAAGUGCAUCAGCUGCAAACUGCUCGUCCACAAGAAGUGUCACAAACUCGUCACUCUGGAGUGUGGCAGACAGAUACAGGAGCCAGUGUUGGAGCGAGUGGAUCAGGUACCACACCCAGCUGAACACCCAGAGUCAGUUCUCCCUCAUAAGAACUCCAGCGAGAGCAUCAACCACAUGGGAGAGGAGCAUGAGGCGGUGAGCAUCAGAGACCCAGGUAAAGCCCCCUCCAGUCUGGGUCUGUCUGAUUUCGACUUGCUCAGAGUAAUUGGACGAGGAAGCUACGCUAAAGUGCUGCUGGUGCGCCUCAAAAAAACAGAGCGCAUCUACGCCAUGAAGGUCGUCAAGAAGGAGCUCGUUAACGACGACGAGGACAUAGACUGGGUCCAGACUGAGAAGCACGUGUUUGAACAGGCCUCCAAUCACCCGUUUCUGGUGGGCCUUCACUCCUGCUUCCAGACUGAGAGCAGACUCUUCUUCGUGAUUGAGUAUGUGAAUGGUGGAGACUUGAUGUUCCACAUGCAGCGACAGAGAAAGCUUCCAGAGGAACACGCCAGGUUCUACUCUGCUGAGAUCAGUCUGGCUCUGAACUACCUGCACGAGCGUGGCAUCAUAUACAGAGAUCUGAAACUGGACAACGUCCUGCUGGAUUCUGAGGGACACAUCAAACUCACUGACUACGGCAUGUGCAAGGAGGGUCUGAGGCCUGGAGACACCACCAGCACAUUCUGUGGGACCCCAAACUAUAUUGCCCCUGAAAUCCUGAGAGGAGAGGACUAUGGGUUCAGUGUGGACUGGUGGGCAUUGGGGGUGCUGAUGUUUGAGAUGAUGGCAGGCAGGUCUCCGUUUGACAUUGUGGGCAGCUCAGACAAUCCUGACCAGAACACAGAGGAUUAUUUAUUCCAGGUGAUCUUGGAGAAGCAGAUCAGAAUCCCCAGGUCUUUGUCAGUGAAAGCAGCCAGCGUACUGAAGGGAUUUCUCAACAAAGACCCUAAGGAACGCCUGGGUUGUCAUCCUCAGACAGGUUUUGGUGACAUUACGGCUCAUCCUUUCUUCAGAAAUGUAGACUGGGAACUGAUGGAACAGAAGCAGGUGGUUCCUCCAUUUAAGCCCAACAUCUCUGGUGAAUUUGGACUGGACAACUUUGAUGCCCAGUUCACCAACGAGCCGAUCCAGCUGACCCCUGACGAUGAUGAUGUGGUGAAGAAGAUUGACCAGUCAGAGUUUGAAGGCUUCGAGUACAUCAACCCACUGCUGAUGUCAGCGGAGGAGUGUGUGUAAGGAGAGUGCACCGCCUGUGUGCAUCUUUGUGUCUGUGUAUGAGUGUGUGUGUGAGUGUGUGACUGACUGUGUGAGUGUGUGUAGCUACCAUUGUGUUUGCCAAUUAUUUUUUAUUAUACUGUGUAGAUUUGCUCCUCACUUUCUCUCUCCUGUCUGUCUCACUCUGUCCGUUGCUGCUGAGCCUUGGACACUAAUGACCAAAUUAAACACUACAUGUUUAUACACACACACACACACACACACACACACACACACACACACACUAGAGCUUGUUAUUAAGUACAUCCUUUUACAGUUAAUUAUGCAUUCCUUACACACUACAGGCUAGACACUACUCUCAUUCAGUCAUAACGUGUGUGUGUGUGUGUGUGUGUGAGAGAGAGAGAGAGGGAGUGUGUGUGUACAAGAGCUCUGUCAUGACCUCCUCUGUUUUUAGAUGAAAUGAGACACUAAUGGAAUUCCACUGUUCUUAUUCCUGUUAUUUUUAUUAUUAUUGUUAUUAUUUUUGUUUCCCUGAUCAAGCUGUUAAAUGGAAAAAAUCAGUUUUAAAUAAAAACACAUGGGAUAAUAA
Tachysurus vachellii is the source of this 2581-nucleotide messenger RNA. RefSeq names its product protein kinase C, iota (gene prkci). Bases 247 to 2010 code for a protein of 587 amino acids. The record is from RefSeq and is a predicted model, not a curated record. Gene Ontology annotation, biological process: establishment or maintenance of cell polarity; protein phosphorylation. The transcript is spliced from 18 exons. Gene Ontology annotation, molecular function: protein serine/threonine kinase activity; ATP binding; protein binding. NCBI's taxonomy places the organism in Eukaryota, Metazoa, Chordata, Actinopteri, Siluriformes, Bagridae.